AUGAAAAGAGAAGUUAAUGAAUGUUUUGGUCGUCAAACAUCCUUUACUGUUGUUAUCAUUCAUCAUCAAAGACGUUUGCUUUUGACCGACGUUUAUGGUGUAAUGUCAAAAGGAACGCAUAAACAAUUUUCCGUUCUAUCAACCCGUCAGAUAACUCAUACACGUCUUUAUGAUGAUGGAAUACUUGAAACAAAAUAUGAAAUUUCAAAUAAAUUAGGUGAAGGUUCAUUUGGAACUGUUUAUCGUGUUAGAAACAAAGAAACAGAUUUGUUUUAUGCAAUGAAGACUAUUGCUAAAAAGCCUGGGAAUAAGACCAAAGCAAUAAGCCUUGAUAACGAAGUAAAACUAUUAGAAGAAGUUAAUCAUCCGAAUUUAAUUCAACUUCAUGAAGUACUUGAAUCAUCUCAGAAUCUUUAUUUAAUCGUUGAAUUAUGUGAAGGUGGUGAAUUAGGUCUGCAUGUAAAGAAAAUUGGCCCAUUACCCGAAGAAACCAUUAAACAAAUUAUGUCGAAAUUAGUCAGUGCUUUGUAUUACCUUCAUAAAAUGGAUAUUGUACAUCGUGAUCUUAAAUUAGAAAAUAUUUUAUUAAAAAAUACUCCAGCCAGUAAAACAGACGAAUUUGAUAUUCGAGUUACUGAUUUUGGAUUGAGUUCAAAAAAAAGUAUCACCAAUACUGAUUCACUUUUUAAUGAAUAUUGUGGAACUCCAUUAUACAUGGCACCGGAAAUACUCGAAAAUAAAAACUAUAGUGCUCUUUGUGAUGUAUGGGCCUUAGGAAUUAUAAUGUAUUAUUUAAUUUCUGGUCGUCAUGCAUAUAUUGCGAAUGAUGAACGACGUUUGCUUGAAAUAAUUCGUUCAACAAAACUUCGAUAUGAUUCUGAAAGAUUCAAAAAUUUAUCUUCUGAAGGGCUUGAUUUUUUACAAGGAAUGAUUGUUUAUGAUACAGUUCAUCGUCGAACAAUGGGUGAAUUAACUGUACAUCCAUGGCUAACGGGUCGAUCAGAUAAAGGACCAGCUAAAGAUAUAAUAACAAUGAUGAAAGAAUUUCAAGCUGAAAAUGAACGACGUCGAACGAAUUUAGAAAAUAAUCCUACAGUGGAAUUAAAUGCGACUAGUAAUGAGAUAAUUUUGCAAUCAACAUCAAACGAUGAAUCAGAAACAGUGUCACAUUCAACUUCAUCUAAACAAGAUUAUGUUGAUCAUCAAAUUAAGACAACAUCAAAUCAAACUAAAAGCAAUACACUAGAACGGCGAACAGCUGUUGAUCGAAAUAAAUUAAAUUUCAAAACAAAUAGAUUGGCAACGGAUAUUCUUAAGACAUCGAGACGUUCAAAUAAUGUUGCAAAUGAAUCAAAUGUUACUUCGCCUAAUAGUCAUUUGCAAAUGAAACACAAUGAUAGAACAUCGUCUUUGACUGAUUCUAGUCAAACACCUCAAACAUCGAAUACUCCGUCUGUUCCUUCGUCAUCAACGGCGUUGUCGAAAUUAGGAACAAGAAACAUUCAAUUCGGUCGUUCUCAAUCUCAUGCUGAUCUAUUGUCUUCUCCUAAACUAACACAUCAACGAACAGUAUCUAACAAUUCAUUAGCGGUUGGUGCUUUUCCUUCUGCAUCAACUUCGACACCAUCAUCUAGUGACCAUAUAACUCCAACUCUUAAUAAAACUUCACCAUCUUCCGCAGCAACUGCUUUGAUGAUGAUUCAUAAAAAUCAUUCAAAGAAUUCUUCCUCAUCACUUCCAACUAUUUCUAAUCGUCAUCAUCACACACACAACAUAUCUCUGUCCGAUAAACGAUAUAGUAAUCACACCUAG
Messenger RNA from Rotaria socialis, 1812 nucleotides. NCBI's taxonomy places the organism in Eukaryota, Metazoa, Rotifera, Eurotatoria, Philodinida, Philodinidae. The record is from the annotation of a GenBank genome assembly.